UCUACUUUUUCACUCAAACCACCAGCUUCUGCCUCUUCUCCACCAAAAGAAAAAAAAUAAAGAACAUCUUCUGCCUCUCCAUUUGUCUACAAUCGUUCCCAUCCAAAACAUUUACCCUACUUUUCAUUUUUUCUCUAUAUGCAAUGAAUAGGUUGUUGGCAAAAUUUCGUCAUAAUAGUGAGGAAGAAGAAGCACGACGCCUCGCGAAUGAAGCAGCCAUUGUUGCAGCAGCGGUUGGGUACGAGAUGGAGUGUUCCGACCAACCCCGACAACGUGGUUCAAGGCCAGGUCGCUCCCCAAAUGUGGACAGAUUACGAGAGUCACGAGGCAAGGAUCUCAUGGAAGACUAUUUUGUCGAGCAUCCGGUGUUCCCAGAUUCAGAUUUUCGUCAACGUUACAGAAUGCAUCGUCCUCUAUUCGAGAGCAUCUUAACAGCGGUAACGCAAUACGAUGAUUAUUUCAUUCAAAAGGCAGAUGCUCUUGGUGUGUUAGGUUUAUCACCCCAUCAGAAGCUAACAUGCGCAUUAAGAAUGCUUGCAUACGGUGCCGGUGCAAAUCAAUGUGCUGAAAUAACUAGGAUGGGAGACUCUACUGCACUUAAGUCACUGAAGAGAUUUUGUAGAGCAAUAGAAGGUAUAUAUACUUCUUAUUACCUUCGUUCUCCUACACCUGAGGAUCUUCACAGGCUUCUUAAGAAAGCUCGACGUAGGGGAUUUCCAGGAAUGCUAGGAAGCAUAGAUUGUAUGCAUUGGCAGUGGAAGAACUGUCCAACCGCUUGGGCUGGAGCUUACAGUGGGCGCAAAGGCUAUCCAACAAUCAUUCUUGAAGCGGUUGCCUCAUACGAUACAUAUAUAUGGCAUGCGUUCUUCGGAGUGCCCGGUUCAUGCAACGAUCUCAAUGUGCUCGGACAAUCCCCAGUUUUCAAUGAUCUCACAGCUGGAGUAGCCCCUAGGUUCAAAUACAAGGUCAACCAGAAAGACUUUGACAUGGGAUAUUAUCUAGCAGACGGGAUAUACCCUAAGUGGCAUACAUUUGUGAAGACAAUUCCGAGACCUAUAAAUGAGAUGCAACAACACUUCUCCAAAAAACAAGAGGGGUAUCGAAAAGACGUUGAAAGAUGUUUUGGUAUCUUGCAAGCUCGUUUUGCCAUCCUUAGGGGGGGUGCUCGUUUGUUUAAGAAGGAAACUCUUCGAAGUGUCAUGAUGACUUGCAUCAUCCUCCAUAAUAUGAUUGUGGAGGAUGAGCGGAUCGAUGAUGAAUCAGAUUUAGAAUGUGAUGUUGAUGGCAUUGACUCAAUGAGCUUGGAUGUGGUAGAGGAAUAUGAGCAACCCCGUAAUGCUUUGCCGUUUGAGCCAGUACGGGUGGGAGUAAAUGGAGAUAACCUUCCUGGAUUCAUGGAUCGUUAUGAUCUUGUUCGAGAUGAGUAUGUUCAUCAAAUCCUUCAGGAGAAUCUAGUAGAGCAUAAUUGGAAAAUAAAAACUGGUGGAGAAUAGU
Messenger RNA from Rosa rugosa (rugosa rose), 1494 nucleotides. RefSeq lists its product as uncharacterized. Lineage: Eukaryota; Viridiplantae; Streptophyta; Magnoliopsida; Rosales; Rosaceae. Bases 144 to 1493 code for a protein of 449 amino acids. The transcript has a single exon. The record is from RefSeq and is a predicted model, not a curated record.